Molecule: messenger RNA, 320 nt
Organism: Amoebophrya sp. A25
Lineage: Eukaryota; Dinophyceae; Syndiniales; Amoebophryaceae
Source: the annotation of a GenBank genome assembly
GUGAGGACCAUUUUUUUAUGUUGCAAGAAGGGCGACUUUCCUAUGAUCGAUGUUGUGGUCGAAGUCGAGGUCCUGCUUCAUCUGAGGAAGAAAAACCGUCCGACUUAGCCAAGGCACGAGCGCUCGAAUUACCGCUAGGCGACGCUUACUGGGGUUACGACUACUACCUGUCAUCACAAAAAGUCGAAUCACCAGAAUCUUGUAGUGCUCUAUGCGUAGAGUCAGGCUCGUUAUGUGGUGGGUUCACAUAUCUGAGGGGUCACGCAGAUGAAGAAGAAACUACUGCUCAGGUUCAUCUGGAGCCUCAAAGUAUAAUGAGU